This is a messenger RNA of Tilletiopsis washingtonensis, 5940 nucleotides long. RefSeq lists its product as hypothetical. Gene Ontology annotation, biological process: replication fork processing; double-strand break repair via homologous recombination. The record is from RefSeq and is a predicted model, not a curated record. The transcript has 3 exons. Lineage: Eukaryota; Fungi; Basidiomycota; Exobasidiomycetes; Entylomatales. Bases 126 to 5912 code for a protein of 1928 amino acids. Gene Ontology annotation, cellular component: Cul8-RING ubiquitin ligase complex; nucleus.
CCCGCCCUUCAGCGCCGCCUUGCGCUCCAUCACGACCUCGUCACAACCAUCAUCGCCUCGCACGUCUCCGUCUUGGACCUUCUAGAGCCAUCGCCGCCGUCCGUGCAAUGCACUAGAGCUGGAGCAUGGCUGCGCCCUCGAGCCAGCAAGCAGAGCAACGCGCGUCGCCCAGCGCUUCUGCUGCCGCACCCGGCAGUCAGGCGGCGCUCCUGGGCGAGGCGUCUGCAGAUGAUGGAGAGAUCGCAGUAGGGCGAGAGGCAGCUGGCAUGAGUGUCGGACGACAUGACGCCGGUCUCGCCGCAGAGGACAUGCACCUGGACGAGGUCCGGGGUGCUGAGCAGCUCAACGCAGAUGCAAGCGCCGAGCCUGCCUCCACAGACAUGCGAGUCGCCAGCACCUCGCCGCACGUGCCGCUCAAGUCCGCCAGCCAGCACGCUGGCCCGCCCGCCUCAGUAGGCGAGACGCGUCGUGAGGCGUCUGCUCGCGCGUCUUCGGCGCCGCCGCUCGAAUGGACGGAAGCUCGUACACGGACGAGCCUGCCAGUGCUGGCAGAAGCUGCUGCUGCGGCUCGUCCCUCGCCCGCGCCGAGCGACUGGUCCAUCGGAACUCCGCCGCCGCCCGUCGUGUCGCAGGCUGCAGCUGUCCGGCCGCUCUCGAGAGCCAGUCUGUCCUCGGAGCUUUCUGAUGUCUCCGACGUCGAGCAUGGGGUGCCACUGCCUGCUUGGCGUGCUGCAUCGCUCGAGCCUCGCCCAAGACCAGGAGCCGAUCAGCGUGCGGCUGCUCCUCCGACACCCAUAGCGCCCCCGCCUCUUCCAGCGCAGCCCGACGCGCCUCGAAGGGCCUCUGCCAGCCCGCUGCGCGAGCCGUCUGGCGUGCCCCUCGAACUUGGUGCGAGCGCUGAGGCCGGGCCCUCGAGACUACCAGCGGAGGCACCAGCUGUGGCAGACCCCUCGGCGGAGCUAAUUGCGGCUCUCGCGGGUUCGCCUCCUCGCCGACAACUGCGUGCACGCAAGCCGGAUCAGCUCAACCCCUACACGGUCGAGCUGAUGCGCUACAAGCGGCGUCUGGUGCGCAACGACUGGCAGGACGCUGUCGUCUCUCAACGAGAGGUCGGAGAGCGUCAGCGCGCCGAGCGAGACCUGGAGCGCGAGGCGGCGCGAGCACGUGCUCGCGAGGAGCCCGUCGACGAAGAGACGCGCCUGCUGCGCGAGCAGCAGAGAGAGGAGCGCCGCAAGAAGAAGGCAGAGCGCGAAGAGAAGCGCAAAGAGGCGGCCAGGCGUCGCGAGGAGCGCGCAGCCAUCGAGAGUGCACGCCAGGCGGAGAGCCUGCGAGGCGCUCCUGAUGCUGCGGGCCUCUUCGCGAUGUACGGCGGCAUCAUCACGGACGACGAGGAUGGCGAUGCGGCGCCCGGCGACAGAGACGGGUCCAGAAACGCAGCCCGCACUUACGGGCGGAGAGGCCAGUCUGCUGCUGCUCGUGACGACGAGUCACGCUCGCCGUCCGCAUCUUCGGCGUCCUCUUUUCAGGUCCGGCCGCCGCGAAAGCGCCGGCGGAUGCCGUCAGGCUCUGCGGCUCUGCCAGGCAGCGAUGGCGAGCAGCAGAUGGCCAUAUCCAUGUCGUCCGACCCUUCAUCGUCAAGCGAUGACGCUUCGUCCAGUGGUGCGCCUAGCCGAGGGCGCGGUCGAUCUCACUCGGCCAUGCGCGAAGGAGAGGACCGUGAGGCGUACUACGCGCGGCAGCUGCGCAUGCUGCGGCGUGUGAUGCCGCUGAACAUGGCCAAGCGGCACAUUGCCGACCUGCGCGCGAUGCAUCGCGGCAAGGACUACCACUCCGACGGCCACAUCUCUGCGACGCCAGAGGCGGACAGCAGCAGCGACACGGACAUGCUGGUGCGGCCACAGCAUUCGACUCCUGCCACGAGCGUGGGACAAGCAGAGGAACGCGAGCUCGCGCCCGGUGAGGCGCGCCGCAGGAUCGUCUCUCGGCAGGACGUGGACGAUGCUCGCUUCGCCAUCGUUGGAGACUCGCUCUCCGAAGACGACGCGCCGAGCCCUGUCACUAUGUCGAGCAGCUCCAGCGAAGAUGACGAGCAGACCAGCGCCUUUCAGAGCGAUCUUCGAUGGUGGGCUGCGCCCACUGAUGCCGGACAGCCCGCGAUUCGGCAGCGGGCCCAUCUCGACGACGUAGACAAGCUGCUGUUGCGCACUCGAUCGCAUGCGCAGCCAGCGAGACGGCGCAGCGCUGCAGUGGCUCGACCCAAGACCUACACAGUCGCGGCGCGAUCAACGCAUGCUCCGCUGACGAAGAGCAGCCGGCCUGAGACCAGCCGCAAUGCUGCUAGGGCUGUGCCGAGCGCCGCACGAUCCAGGCACCGCUAUGCCUCCGGCGCCGCGCCCAGAGCACAAAACCCGCCAGUCGUCAACCCUCUGCAGCAGAGGCGCUUCGAUCUCCGAGAUGACACGCUGCUGUUCGACUUCGAGAUUCCGACGGUCCUCGCGAUGCCGCCUCGGCCCGCUCGUGACCUCAAUAGCGCGCCCGGCGCUCACGAGCCUGGCGCGGCAGCUCACCUGACGCCCGUGCAACGCACGCCUCAGUCGCUCAUCGCCAAGUCGCCCUCCACCCUUCGUUCAGAUCCAGUCGACUCGUCGCCUCUAGCGCAUCAUCGACAGCUAGCGAAGAGCCCGCUGCUGGGCGUGACCGGGUCGCAUGCGAAGCCACGCGUCGACGGGCGAGUGGCGCUUGCCCCGCGCCCGAACGAUAGCGUGCCGGAGCAUCUGCGCGCACAGCAGGUCGAGGCUGAGGAAUGGGCAGACUACAAGACGCUCACCCUCGACUUCGGCAUCUGUCCGCUGUCGCCAGGCAUCAGCUUUCACCCCGAGGGCUACAUCGGCCGCGGCAGACUGCACGAGCUGCUCCAUCUACGUCUGGAGCAGGCAGAGGAAGCGCCCGCAGAGAUCCGCACGGUGGCGUUUGUCGACGUCGAGCUGCGACCCGAGUGGGGCUGUCAGAGGCUCUUGGAUGAGCUGCCGCACGUCUUUGAUGCCUUGUUUCGCGCCGUGCAGCGAGCUGUGGGACCAGACGCGGAGGACGUUGCGUCGUCUCUCAAGCGCGCAGCCAGCGCGCUCGACGAUGUGCUGCGAUUCCUCUGCUUGCGCAUCACCCGUCUGCAGCAGCAAGAAGGUCGCGGUGAGGCCGAACAUGCCCAGCGUGCAGCUCUGUCCGAGACGACUCGAUUGCUAGACCGUCUCGACUCCGCGGGCCUGCGCCAAGGCUCUUCGGUGGCCGGCAACGCCGGCCUUGUGCUCUCGCUCUACUGGUUCCCGGUCGAGAUCCGCUGGCGCGCUCUUGUCCUCGACGCCUGCCAGCGUGAUCGAGCCGAACUGGGGCCGCUCGACGAGAGCGAUGAGUUCUGCCAGGCGGGCCGUUCACUGAUGCUUGCGCUGCUUGCACACGGCCUGCACCGCACCAUGCACAGCGUCAAAAAGGGCAGCCGCGCCGACGCAGCGAGCGAAGGGGUCACACACAUCACCGAUGUCUCUGCCGAGUACUGGGUCUGCCUGCUGCACUUGACGUCACAAGACUUCGUUCAGCCCGCCUACGGCGCUGAUGCGGCAUUCUGGCCGUCCUUCGAAGCCGCCCACCAACACUGGCAGCAGCUCAUCGGGCCCCGGCGGCCCUUGCUUGUCGCCGAAACGACGUGGUAUGCCACGCUCGCACUCUGCGCCCUGUCGCAGUUCUCGCCCGCGUCGGGCGCCGUGUCUCUCAGGCCGCACCUGGCUGCCAACUGGAGCAUGGUCGUGUCCAGCCUCUCUGCGCUUCGGCUGCGAUAUGACGACGCGGUGGAGCGGGCCAUGCCCAGCGCUGCUUUGGCCAGACGCGACCAGUACAUCCGCGUGGUGAUGCAGCGGUGCCUCAAUCUGACUUCCUUGUGGAGCUGGACACUCGCUGGCUCAGAAGCGGUGCUUGCAAAGCUCUUCAACGUCUUCGAGAGCCACAAGCUGGCGGACCUGCCGUGCGAGCGCGACCACGACUUCGCGCCCUUCUUGCGCGAGUACGACAUGAGCAUCCUGCUGGACGCGGCCCGGCACGAGUCGACGGCCUUCCACGUGUUCGUCAAGCUCGUCGCCUUAGCUGCGCAACAGGCACGCGAUGGCUGCGCAGAGCAGCAAGAUGGCGACCGCCAAGUGUCUCGCCUACUCUCGCGCAUGAUGCCGGUCCGGGUGAUGCCCUUCUCGAAGCAGACUCCGCCGACCGCGCUGCAGCGCUCAAUGCUCUUCAACCACUACACGAUCGCCAUGCUCUUCCUGCACCUCGUUCCUUCAGCUGCAACGCAGCGUCUGCGCCAGAUCAAGAGCUUCCUCUCCUUCUCGACCGCCGACGUCGCAUCGCAGCUGACGUGCAUCCGCGCAAUGAUGUACGCUGCCGUCCUCUUCCGGCAUCACGGCCUGGAGAUCACGCCGAUCAUGGCGUGGUUCGCGAGCGCCUUCAAGAGUCUGCUGCACGAUUUCGCAGAGCUCGAGAGGCGCACUGGCCCAGCCUUCAGCGGCCUGAUCCUUGAUCCACGUCGCCAGGCUGCUCUGAAGCAGCAGCGCCACGUUGCCAGUCUGCUCGUGGCCGCGCUCCGCUCCUUACAGCACAUCAUCGAUCAUGCGGAUCUGAGCGGCAAUGCGUCGACGACCGCACAAGAUUACCCCGAUUGCAGGCUGCUCGACAAAGCAUGGACGAGCGACGUGCUGGAGACGCAGGUUGCCGUCGACCCGGCGAUCGGCCACGAAGCGUUGAAGGUCGUGCACGCCUUCUUGCUCAGACGGAACGCAGCCAUAACUGCUCUCACAGCACCCGCAGUCGCCCCUCCGGCUCAGCAGCCGGCGAACGACGCAGACAGCCAGGACAGCUUCGCCGAUCUCUUCAUGGACACGGACCUCGGCAACGCCGACCUGCUCGAGCUGCUGGACGGAGGCGCAACGAAUGAUCUGGCGCAGCGAGCCUCCGACGCACACGCGGCGGACAGCCUCUUCGCUGCGAGCGUCGCCAGCACCCUGCUGCCGGCCAUCUUUCGCCUCGUGUCGAACAUGUUUCAUCCGGAUCGUGCCAGCACGCAGCAAAGCGUCAGUCUCUGCAUGGCGCGUCAGCCAGCGGCGGCCGGCGGAGCCCGCAGCGGCCUCGACUUGGUCUAUGCACAGGCGGCGCGGCGCUGCUUUGCGGAGCUGGCCAUCGACUGCUGGGCGGGCUGCGCCAACGUCCUGGUGCAGAACGGGCUGCGCGACUGGGACAGCUUCCUGAACAUGGGCAACGAGUCGUGGAAGCGCAUCGACGACGCGGCCGCCAAGCGCGACGUGGGCCUGCGCUUCGUGCAGAACAUGCUCGUCCUCGACUCCGCCUCGUACGAGUCACACGCCGGCGACGUGCUCGCCGUCUGGUUCGGGGCGGCUGCGGCGCGGCGCCUCUCCAUCCAGCACAGCUUUACGCGCACACUGCUGGCGCUCGAUCGCACGCAUCCUUGGUUCAGCGACAGCAUCUGGCUGUCAGAGCCGCGCGAAGGACCCUCGCAACAGCUCAGCCUCGAGAUCUUCGAGAGCACUCGGCAAGCAGAGCUGUCUGCAAUCUUUGCCCGCAUGGGCCGCGACUACGAGAGCGCGGCACCGCGAGACGCCGCACACUCCCGGCGCCGCCUUGCUGCCUUCGCGUGUCUCUCCGCGCUGCUUUCCUCGCUGCGCAUCCACGCCGAGGACGGACGCGGCGCUGCCCCCGCCGAGCAGCGCGAGUACUGUGCCUUUGGCCUCGAGCUGUGCCAGGCGAUGCGCGCUGGAGCUGGCCUGGCACUGCUGCGCGGCGCCGACGCCGAGCUGCGUCGGACCGCUUCGCUGCUUGACACGCUCCUUCAGUCCGCCUCAUCGUCGCUUCGCCAGUAGAGGCGCUGCCGGGCUAGAAUACAUGUAU